Momordica charantia (bitter melon) is the source of this 1117-nucleotide messenger RNA. It is a transcript of the gene IBR1, whose product is annotated as indole-3-butyric acid response 1. Lineage: Eukaryota; Viridiplantae; Streptophyta; Magnoliopsida; Cucurbitales; Cucurbitaceae. Gene Ontology annotation, molecular function: oxidoreductase activity. The record is from RefSeq and is a predicted model, not a curated record.
GAAAAAAUUCAUCCUCCAGGUGUCCUAAAGAAAAGGAAAAAAGAAAUCCAAAAUAAAUUCUCUCUCGCUUCCCGGGAAGAAACUCGUGAAUUGACCAGAAAAACUUGCUCCAAAUUUCCUUGAACGGAGAGAAAUGGAUUAUACGAAGAUCGGGAAAAGGUUUCAGGGGAAGGUGGCAAUUGUCACUGCUUCAACUCAGGGUAUCGGCUUCCAAAUCGCCGAACGUCUCGCCGUGGAAGGUGCCUCCGUUGUUAUAUCUUCCCGCAGACAGAAAAAUGUAGAUGAGGCAGUUGAAAAACUCAAAGCUCGAGGACUUGAAGUGUCCGGGGUUGUUUGUCAUGUGUCAAAUGCACAGCAAAGGAAGAACCUUGUAGAAAAGACUAUUCAGAAAUAUGGGAAAAUAGAUGUAGUUGUAUCAAAUGCAGCUGUCAAUCCAUCAGUAGAUUCCAUUUUGAAAACUCAAGAAUCUGUCCUUGACAAGCUGUGGGACAUAAAUGUUAAAGCUUCGGUCCUACUUUUGCAGGAAGUAGCUCCUCACUUGCAGAAAGGCUCUUCAGUUGUUCUCAUUUCCUCCAUUGAAGGAUACCAGCCUUCUGCCUUGUUGGCCAUGUAUGGGGUGACAAAAACAGCUCUUCUUGGACUGACUAAGGCUCUCGCAGCAGAGAUGGCCCCCGACACUCGUGUAAACUGUGUCGCCCCUGGUUUCGUACCGACGCACUUUGCUGAUUUCCUCACGUCUAAUGAUGCCAUUAAGAAGGGCGUUGAGGCAAAGACCUUACUCAAUCGGCUUGGUACGACCGAAGACAUGGCUGCAGCCACUGCCUUCCUGGCAUCGGACGACGCUUCAUAUAUCACAGGUGAAACUCUAGUGGUGGCUGGGGGGAUGUCUUCCAGACUCUAGAUCUAGUUAUUAAACUAGUAUUGGAGGGGGUUGUUGGUUUUCCUUCCCAGUUAGGAACUCAGAAAUAAGCGUCAAUAAGCCUUUUUCCCUUUAAUAGCUACAGUAAAAAAUCUUAAAUAUGUCGAUAAAUUUUCAAGUUAUAUUUACGUUAGUCCUGUUUUACUUACCAAGAAUCGGAAUGAAAAUUUAAGAAACGGAAUCAGAAUUCUUUGUUUA